AGCCCCACCUGCUCUUGGUGACGCUUGCUUCCCCACGCAUUUCCAUCUCGUCGUGUCCCAAGCUGAAGAUCACUCACCCGGACCUCAUUCGUAACUUGUAAUAUUUUCGUUGCGAGAAUCACCACUCUACCGAUAUCGCCCUUAACCUAGAUCAUUUCCGGAGAUUAGCAGUAACAGUGUUCAAUCGGUUUGGUGACAGUGUUGCUACAAUCAGACCUCCAAUAAUUUGAUUGGCGAGACAAGAGCUAUUCGGCGCAAUGGAAACGACCAAAAUGCAGCAGCCGUCGCAAGCGGCACAUCCGAUGCUGAUCAAUAUCCCACAAGCCCCGGCAUCCAACCCAGAUACGCCCUCCGAUAUGCCCGGCACGCCAACGAGUACCACAACCUCCCUCUCCGCCCUUUCCACAACGGCUAUCAAAGACGGCCACCGCGGCCACGCCCAGCACAACGGACCUCACCGCGGACACCAAUCGCAGGCUUCAACAAAUAGCCUCGAGGCUGAACGUGCCGACCGCAUCUCCCGCCUCGCCGGGCUCUCUAACCUCACAGCUCUGCGUGGCGGCACCCAGCCAAAUGCCCAAACAACACCCACAUCCGGCCAAUUUGGACAGAACGCGCCGGCUGCGCCUGCAUAUUUCGACGCCAAUGGCCAGCCUGUUGCGUCGACCAAGAUGAGCACCGUCGGCACGGCCUCAGCGACAUCGAGUGGAGAUGGACGUACACUUGACGGAGGCGACAGGGAAAUGAUGGACGACGUCGAAGACGAGGAUAUGCGUAGCAUGGAUACCAACUUCCGCACAAAUGAUUCGGUCAGCGUCGGAGGCGGCAUAAGCAGCAUUGGCGGAGGUGGACCUCGCAGCGCUAUUGGCGGCGGGGGAGCCAGAAGCGAGGCGCUUGACCCAAUGGAUGAAGACCUCGCGACUCGAUCCGUCGGUGGCUUCGACGACCGAAUGAGUGAUGACGGCAACGCGAGUUUGGUCGGCUUCGGCGAGGGCGCUGGCAGCACCGUCAGUGGACCCAUCUACCAGCGCAGGCCGGUGCCAGGCACCAGCUCGGCAGGCGCCAUGGCGUUUGCUCGAUGGCAGCUCGAGCGCAGCAGCUCGGGCAUCAGUGACACCAGCGUGGCUGGUGGCGUCGCCGGUUCGACCACAGCCACUGCAGGUUCUGGGUCAACGUCGACCGCACCUGCCGCCAGGAGAGAUACUGUUAGACAAGUCGUCCUACCGGAUACCGGCGGCAGUGACAUGCCAGGUGCUGCGUCGGCUGCUCAGGAGCGGCAAGAUGCGAGAAAUGUUGAUGGGGUUGCUAUCGACGGAGCUGCGAAAGUGGACCUUGCGCCUGGCGACGAUGAUGUUUUCGUUGACACUUCUACACGCAGUCCUUUGCCUGUCUCGCAGUCGCAGCAGCAUGGCGACCUAUCACAUCGCCAGCAGCAGCAGACACAUCAACCGACAUCACCCACGUCACGGGAAGCUGCCGAGCGCAUAUUCCAGCGGUUGGGCGAAGACGAGUCGCGAGUUGGCGACAGCGGACCAGUCUUGGGAUCCGCUGGAACCUCUGGCGAUCGUCUGGGCCAGUUCUACUUCGAGAAAUAAAUCCUGCUUUGUUCUUGUGUUUUCUAUUACCUUUUAUGUCUUUUGAUUCCCUUCCACUUAUGGACACUGCAGAAAUUCCGCCAGCUGGACACUCACUUUUCAAACUUCUAGUCAGUCUCCUAUCCUUGUCAUGGGGCGAUCUUGACGUUUACCUUAUUGUCUUCAAGUACCAAUGAUUACUUCACUCAGGAUGUGUAACUGCUGUGUGCAGACUUCUGGUUGACUUUUUUUUUACCUUCCUAGAAUGGACUGGCCGAUGGCCCCUUUCGCACUGCCUAGUCUUGCCGCAACUCGUUGAAAGAGUAUUUGUACUUUCCUAUAUAUAAAUCUGAAGGAAAAGGGACGUGCGAGGAGGAACUGAUUCAGAGCAGAGAUAAGUUCUCUUUAGAUUUUCUGCCUACCUUAGGUGCCCAGGUAUUCAUGGGGAUCGAUUCAGGGCAAUACAAGACUGUUUUGUAUUUAACAGACUGUCAGUUGAUGUCAAACGUAAAGUGUAACCAUUUUUUACGGUGGAGAAGAGGAUGAAUGACUUAGCAGUAUCCUGGGCUGUUGAAAAGUAUGCUCAUUGUAGAACCCCGGCUCCAGAAGGGGCACAUAAAAGACAAAAAAAAAAAAAAAAAAAAAGUAAAGAUCCCAUGACCGUGCUAAGAAG
Pyricularia oryzae 70-15 is the source of this 2247-nucleotide messenger RNA. RefSeq lists its product as uncharacterized. The record is from RefSeq and is a predicted model, not a curated record. NCBI's taxonomy places the organism in Eukaryota, Fungi, Ascomycota, Sordariomycetes, Magnaporthales, Pyriculariaceae. Bases 258 to 1595 code for a protein of 445 amino acids. The transcript has 2 exons.